Phaeoacremonium minimum UCRPA7 is the source of this 396-nucleotide messenger RNA. RefSeq lists its product as hypothetical. Bases 1 to 396 code for a protein of 131 amino acids. The record is from RefSeq and is a predicted model, not a curated record. Lineage: Eukaryota; Fungi; Ascomycota; Sordariomycetes; Togniniales; Togniniaceae. The transcript is spliced from 3 exons.
AUGCUUCCCACUCUCAUCCGGCGCACGGCAGCCGCCAGCUCCAAGACGCCGCAGUGGAAAAUCCUGGCGGCUCUUCACCCGCCCAAGAAAGUCUGGCCGCCCGACUUCUCCAAGCUCACACACCAGGAACAGCUCCGGUACGAAAAGAAGUACAAGCGUAGGGUUCUGCUGGCCACGGCUCGGCCCAGAUUCAUCAAGUACACCAAGCUGGCUCAGUUGUUCGCGAUCACAUUUGUUAUCGUCUAUACUGUUCUGUUUAUGGACUUGAGCACCGAGGGUCAGCCAUUUGACGGUUUCCGGAAGUGGUUUUGGGAGUCAUUGGGAUUCAAAUACGUCUCGCAGAAGCCCCCUGAGGGCCGCGCGAAGAGGUUCGAUCCCAUCACGCGCACUCCAUAG